Messenger RNA from Spodoptera littoralis (African cotton leafworm), 1836 nucleotides. The record is from the annotation of a GenBank genome assembly. Lineage: Eukaryota; Metazoa; Arthropoda; Insecta; Lepidoptera; Noctuidae.
AUGGCGCUGAAGACGCCUACGCCGGGCGUCGGCGAGCGCGAGACAUGGGGCAAGAAGGUGGACUUCCUGCUGUCCGUCAUCGGGUUCGCCGUCGACCUCGCCAACGUGUGGCGCUUCCCUUACCUCUGCUACAAGAAUGGCGGCGGCGCUUUUCUGGUGCCGUACUGCAUCAUGCUGGUGGUGGGCGGUAUCCCGCUGUUCUACAUGGAGCUGGCGCUGGGCCAGUUCCAUCGGAAGGGCGCCAUCACCUGCUGGGGGAGACUGGUACCACUUUUUAAAGGUAUCGGGUAUGCGGUGGUUCUGAUAGCAUUUUACGUGGACUUCUACUACAAUGUCAUCAUCGCGUGGGCGUUGCGCUUCUUCUUCGCUUCCUUUACCACCAUGCUUCCCUGGACCAACUGUGACAACGAGUGGAAUACACCAGCUUGCCGACCGUUUGAAGCAAUCUGGGAAGCUUCAAACAGAACUCGGCUCCGUAAUAACAGCUCAUCAGGAUCCCUAGCACCACCCCCAACAACUCCAUUUACGUCAGCUGCUUCUGAGUAUUUCAAUCGAGCCAUUCUGGAACUGCAAGGAAGUGAAGGACUCCACGACCUAGGCGCAAUAAAAUGGGACAUGGCUCUCUGCUUGCUGGCAGUCUAUAUCAUCUGCUACUUCUCUCUUUGGAAGGGCAUCAGCACUUCUGGGAAAGUGGUUUGGUUUACAGCUCUUUUUCCUUACGCAGUACUUUUAAUUCUCUUGGUCCGAGGCAUAACCCUCCCUGGCUCCGCAACUGGUAUUCAGUAUUACCUCAGUCCUAACUUCGAAGCUAUUUCUCAACCUCAGGUUUGGGUAGAUGCAGCAACACAAGUUUUCUUCUCUUUGGGACCUGGUUUCGGAGUGCUGUUGGCUUAUGCAUCGUACAAUAAGUACCAUAACAACGUGUACAAGGACGCCAUACUGACAAGCGUGAUCAACUCAGCAACAUCGUUCAUAGCCGGCUUCGUGAUCUUCAGUGUACUAGGGUACAUGGCCCAUGCUUCAGGCAGAGAUGUGCAGGAUGUGGCCACCGAAGGACCAGGACUUGUGUUCGUGGUCUACCCGGCAGCUAUUGCAACCAUGCCUGGAUCCACCUUCUGGGCUCUAAUCUUCUUCAUGAUGCUUCUCACCCUUGGUUUGGAUAGCUCUUUCGGCGGCUCCGAGGCAAUAAUAACAGCACUGAGUGACGAGUUCCCUCCAAUCGGUCGUCAUCGUGAGAUCUUCGUGGCGUGUCUCUUCACUCUUUACUUCUUCGUGGGCCUCGCUUCCUGCACCAAGGGCGGCUUCUACUUCUUCCAACUGCUUGACAGAUACGCUGCUGGAUACUCCAUCUUAGUUGCUGUGUUCUUCGAAGCUAUUGCUGUGUCUUGGAUUUAUGGUACGGAGCGUUUUUGCGAGGAUAUUCGCGAUAUGAUCGGCUUCCGUCCCGGUCUAUAUUGGCGCGUCUGCUGGCGUUUUGCCGCCCCGGCCUUCCUUCUCUUUAUCACUGCUUACGGACUUCUGGACUAUGAACCGCUGAGAUACGAGGAUUACGUGUACCCUGGAUGGGCUAAUGCACUUGGGUGGGCCAUAGCUGGCUCAAGUGUCAUGUGCAUUCCAACUGUUGCGAUCUACAAACUGAUUACUGCGAAAGGAACUUUUGUUGAGCGUUUGCGUCUCCUGACGACUCCGUAUGCUGACACAGAAGGCAACGGCACGGUCCAUAAUGGGGUCGUGGUAUCAGAGAGUGGUGGCGUGAGACUGGCCUCAGCCGUGGUGACUCCGACCUCCCCCCCUCCGACCACUCCCCCCGCCGCACCGCCACCCGCGCUCGUCUGA